Phycodurus eques (leafy seadragon) is the source of this 3213-nucleotide messenger RNA. RefSeq lists its product as uncharacterized. Gene Ontology annotation, molecular function: sequence-specific DNA binding. Bases 35 to 1099 code for a protein of 354 amino acids. The transcript is spliced from 5 exons. The record is from RefSeq and is a predicted model, not a curated record. NCBI's taxonomy places the organism in Eukaryota, Metazoa, Chordata, Actinopteri, Syngnathiformes, Syngnathidae.
UCCGGGUGGCAAAACCCUACCUGUGCUGAAAACUAUGACCAAAACCUGUUCUGUUUGGGGUUGCACCGCCAGAUACGCCAAAAACGGUUUUGGUUUUUUUCGAUUUCCUUCCAAAAAAUCCAAAUUGAUCCAGCGGAAUCUGUGGGUGACGAGGAUCAGGCGAGUGGAUGUCGUCACAGACUGGGAACCGAACGUCCAUCAUCGGGUUUGCGGAAGACAUUUUCUCGCAGGUUGUCCGAACCCGGACCCCGGCCACCCCGAUUUUGCUCCGUCGCUACACCUGCAGCCGGAACCAGCCGGGUCCAGUCCAAGCGCGUCCGCUAAGAAGAGAGCGACAGAUAAACGCGCUCGCUACCGACCGGACGGCGAACGGCGGGAUUGUGCGGCUCACAACCGAGACAAACGGGAAGCCGUCGGGGACGAGCGAGCGGGUAAUCGUUCCGCGGCGAGGAGAAGAUGCAAUUGUAGCGUCCCUCGGUGCUCCAGAAUUUCUCAGCCGUUUCCCUACUUGAGCUUUCGCUCGUUUCCAGAGGCUCCCGAAACACGGGGCAACCGGAAAGAGGCCAGCGGCAGGGACCGAGGGCCCGCUUUUCAAAUGGCGCGUGGCCCGACCUUGGCGUUCAGCCGCCGUUUUGCGCCGGGUGACGUGUACGCCUCAGCCGCGGACCGGGUGCGGAUCAGGCCGGGAGCCGUACCCUCCCGAGCCCCCUGGAACUCCUUCGGGAUAAGUUCGCCCAUAGCAGAGGCCGUCGACGUCCGUCUCAACACCGCCGACGUCCCGUUGGCCCGCCCAGAGGAGGCGGGGCUUGCCAGUACGGUGGAACAAGACCACGCCUACGCCUACGCCCCCACUGCCGCGCUAGCGGGGAAACAAAAGGCGGCCGCCCAGAAAGAGGCGGCGUCACAGCCCCUCCAUGUCGGAGAGGAAGGGGAGGAGCCUGAGCCCGUCGGCGUCAAAGAGGGAGAGGAAGACUGCGGCGUCUCUCGGGAGGACAUCAUCGAGGUCCAAGUGAAGAGUGAAGACGAAGCUGAUUGGUCACAUCAAGUUGUUCUCGUCCGGCCGUAUUCAAUAGCGGAACCAAACCCAAAACAAUUUUAAAGCAAGAAUACAUUGGAUGUGCCAGCACUAGUUAACCGCAAUACUCUGAUGAAUUGUUGUUGUUGUUGGGGAAAAAAAAAAAAAAAUCACUCAUUAAUUACUCCCUAAUCACUAGAAUUAGCAACAACAUUCUGAUUUAUAACGUCUGGAUGGAAUGGCCAUUUCAACUGAAGUACAAAGCACCAGCAAAUCUUUAAAAAUAUUAGUUUUUUUACACAUAUAAUAAACUGAUUACAAAACGAUGAAAUGGAAACAAGUAAUAAAACUUGUUUGUGGCAUUAUGUGUACAGCACGUGGAAAACAUGCCAUGUUGACCUAGUGACAAACGUGCACCAUUUAGUCAAUAUCGCUACAAAUGACAAGCAGAUACAAAUGACAAACAGAUAAGUAAAUCUUCACAAGUCAGUAGUCUUUUUAUAUGUUGAAAAGUGUAAGUAUGAAUCUAACCGUUUCAAAGUCUCAGACAAACUAAUGAGAUUGCGCCACAAGGUAGCACUUCAUGGUCAUAUUUGGAAAAAUAUGUCAUGUUUGAGACUACGGCAGAAUGGCACAUGACCAGAGAGAGACAAUCACAAGUGUCUGCUUUAGAAGGAGGACGCGAUAUAAAGAAAAAAAAUAAUAAUAAUCAAACAUUUUGCAGCUAUUUUUCAAAUGGAAAUUUCCAAAAGCAACUAAUUGCAAUCACGCAUUUUCUUCCUGUAAUCGAGUGGACUACAAUUUCAUACAUUUUGUCAUUCAAUUAUGUAAUCUGGUAACGUAAUGCAAUUAAGUUACUCCGCAGCACUGGCGAUAAUGAACCGGUGCAUUUCAGCACAUUUGUCUGACGUGAGGAUCGGCGAUGACGAGGAUGCGUUUGGUGCGGUGCGUCCUCAUGUGCGACAUCAUGUGUCCUUUCUGCGAGAAGCGUUUCGAGCACAACGCGCACGAGAACGGUUUUCCGCCCGAGUGCGUCCUCACGUGCGUCACCAGAUGUCCUUUCUGAGAGAAGCUUUUGCCGCACAACGAGCAGGCGAAAGGUUUUUCUCCCGUGUGCGUCCUCAUGUGCGUCAGCAGGUUUCCGCGCCGCGAGAAUCUCUUGGGACACAUGGAGCAGGAGAACGGUUUCUCUCCGACGUGCGUCCUCAUGUGUUCCAGUAGCGCCGAUCGAUGAUAAAAAUUGGUGUUACAAAAGCUGCACGGAGAAGGUUUGUCGUGGUCGUGCGUUGCUUUGUGUCUCAUCAAAUGUCCCUUCUGAGAGAAUCUGCCGCUGCAAAGCGAGCACGCAAAAGGUUUUUCCCCCGUGUGGACGCGGGCAUGAACCAGCAGAUUGGCACUCUGGCUGAAGCUUUUACCGCAAACUGAGCAGCCGAAAGGUUUUUCUCCCGUGUGGAUCCUCGUGUGAGUUACGAGAUUUCGCUCAUGAACAAAACUCUUCCCACAUUCGUAACAUUUGAAACGUUUUUUACUCUCGUCGGAAUGCUUGAAAGCUUUAUUUUCUUCGCUGCGAUCAUCCAUAUCGCGAGAUUCAUCUUCAUAAUCUGACAGUGGAGCCAAAAUGGCGUCUGCUUCUGAUCCGGCAUCUUCUGCUUGUGUGGUCACGUGAUCACUUGACUGCGCCCCGCUGUUCUCCUCAUGAAGAUGUGGCCAAUCAGCUUCUUCGUCCUCCUCAUCCUCUCGCUUCACGUGGACGUCCGCGUCCUCCCGACUGAUGUCGCGUUCCUCCUCUUCCUCCUUGAUCAACGGGCGCUCCUGUUCCUUAUCCUGCGCCUCCUCUUUAACAAUCGUCACCUUUAGCACGUCUGACGGGAGAGCUGAAACAGAAAAAAGACAAACAUCCGAUGAGUUCGUAGCGCAACGAUUAUUCCAGAAGCUCCGAUCAUUUGAUUCGAAAAAAAGGUCGCCGUGAUCAUUUGUACACGCAAAAUAAAGUUACAGCAGACACGCCAUCAAAAACAAUACUGUACCAUGUUUUUUUUAAGUACCGGUAUUAAAUUAUAAUCAAUAAAUGUAGCCACAGCGCUCUCCAAGUCUGUGUAUCAAGUUUUUGGGGCGUGUGCGCAAGACGGAGAAAUACAGUGUAAACUUGUAUAUACAAAUAAAAAACAUAUCUUAAAUGUUCAAUACUGUAGUGUUUA